AUGACUCUGAGUGAAUUGGACGAAUUUAAAGAUUUUUUGGAGAAAACAUCACAGUUGGAUCUUAAUUUGAAAAGCAACCCUGAUGUUGAUGCAGACGAUGACAAUACUGUGUCGGAUCAUGCGUGGGAAGAAAGUGGUAAAUUUGAAGGGGACCUAAUUCUCAAUGAAAGGCAAAGACGACUUAUCGUCGAGGAUGUUGCUGAAGGACUAUCAAGAAACGGCCUGAGAGACAGCACCAAGAGAUGGCCAGAUAACGAAGUUGUUUAUUUUAUCCAACGUGAACAUUUCACGGAAGAUCAAUUGGAAGCGAUUCAAAAUGGAAUUAACGAUAUUGCACAAGCAUCCUGUGUGAAAUUUCGGCCUUAUAAAAAAGGGGACAGAGAUGCUGUUGUCAUACAGGGCAGUAGACGAGGCUGUUUCUCACAAGUGGGUUACCAAGGCGGAUACCAAGUGUUGAAUUUGAAUAGCCGACACCCAGUAGGUCGAGGCUGUUUCCGCCAUGGCACUGUUGUCCAUGAAAUGCUACACACUCUAGGUUUCUACCACAUGCAGAGUAGUCCCGACAGGGAUGACUAUAUUGAUGUAAUCUGGGAGAAUAUACUUCAGCCGGCGAGACAUAACUUCCGUAAAUACAACACAUUUGCUGUUUCUGAUUUCGGGGUUGGCUAUGAUUAUGAUAGCGUCCUGCACUAUAGUAAAAAAGCGUUCUCUUCAAAUGGACAAGACACCUUAGUACCAAAGCAGAACGGUGCGGAUAUCGGACAAAGAGUUGGCCUUUCUCAAAAGGAUACUCAAAAAUUAAAUAAAAUGUAUUGUGACGCUGAUUCUAACAGUGACGAUGUCGAAAGCCAUAAUAAGAAGAGACCGGACAAGAAGAACAAUACUAAAAAUAAACCAUUUGAAGGCCAUGGAAUAGGAUACCAUCAAGUAAAACGCCGCAAGCCGUGCCCCAAACGUUUAUCGCUAGUCAUGGAUUUGGACAGAAAA
This is a messenger RNA of Iphiclides podalirius (scarce swallowtail), 987 nucleotides long. NCBI's taxonomy places the organism in Eukaryota, Metazoa, Arthropoda, Insecta, Lepidoptera, Papilionidae. The record is from the annotation of a GenBank genome assembly.